AUGUCUCACCUCAGAUACUACGCCUACGAGAAUACCGGCGUUCGAAACCGGGAGAACUUCUGGUACAACCAAGCCGUCCGCGUUGGAGACCGGAUUGAAUGCGCCGGCCAAGGCGGAUGGGACCCCAUCACCAGCGAGUUCGCGCGAGAAAUCAACGCCCAGAUUGACCUGGCCUUUGCCAACGUUGAACGAUGCCUAAAGGAUGCUGGCGGCAAGGGCUGGUCGCAGGUCUACCGUGUGAACUCGUACCAUGUCCCAAUAAACAACGAGGCUCUGGACGCCAUGGUACGAAACUUCAAGAAGUACAUGCCCGACCACCAGCCUAUUUGGACUUGUGUGGGGGUUACGAGACUGGGUGAGGAUGAUAUGCGUGUGGAGAUUGAGGUUGUUGCGCAUGAUCCUGAGGGUGCAAAGGCGGCCGCGGAAGAGAAGUAA
This is a messenger RNA of Aspergillus calidoustus, 435 nucleotides long. Lineage: Eukaryota; Fungi; Ascomycota; Eurotiomycetes; Eurotiales; Aspergillaceae. The record is from the annotation of a GenBank genome assembly.